AUGAAAAUCAUAAUAAAUAACAAAAGUGAAACUGAUUUAAAAAUGUUUGAAAAAAAUAAUUUAAAAGAAAGUGUUAAAUCAGAGAGCGAACAACAAUCACUUCCAUUACAACAACAAUCACUUUCAAUGCAAGAAUUAUUUCUUAGAAGAAAAUUAUUAAAAAUGUUACAAGAUUCAAAAAAUCAACAAUUUAUUAUAAAUAAUCACCUUGAAUUUAACAACCAACAAAUAAAAUCUCCCCCACAAAAACAAUAUCAAAAAAUACUUCAGUUGCAAUCAAAUCAAACUAAUUUAUUAACACUAUCAUCAGUAAAAUUAACACAGUCACCUUGUACAUCACCACCACCAUCAUCACCACCGUCACCACUUCUAGAGAAUAACUAUUCACCUUUAUAUGAAGAUCAAACAAAACAACAAAUUGAAAUGAUAAAUGAAAUAAAUGAAAAUAAAACAUCAUUCAAUAGAGGAAUAAAAAGAUUAUUCACUAUUGAAUAUAAUCAAAAAUGUAGUUAUGUUUUAAUAUUAAGUGAAAACACAUGGAAAAUAAUACUAGAUCAAUCAAGAAGAAUAUCAAUUCAAUUGAAAUUCUAUUAUAAACAGACUGAAAAUGAUUUCAAAUAUGAUUCAACUGAUUAUGAUCUAUCAAUAAAUGAUUACUAUUUUGAAAAUCAUGAAAAUGAAAAAAAAGUGAAAUCUCAUUCACCUUUUGAACAAUUAUCAAUUAAAAAACCAAUAGAUAUAACUGAUUUCAUUUUAGAUUAUAAUGGUUUAUGUUUUAGUCAUCCUGGUGCAUCUGGUAUUUUAAUAAUUGAAUUAAUCCAAACUCAACCAAUAAAUAAAUCAAAAUUAAUCAAAAAAACAAAUUAUUUAAUUAAAAAUUAUGAAAACAAGUUUUUAAAAAAAACUGUAAAAAAAAAGCCAGUACGAAUCCCACCACACAACCAAUUCAUCCCUGAAUUAGACGGUCAUCAAUGUUAA
Molecule: messenger RNA, 978 nt
Organism: Dictyostelium discoideum AX4
Lineage: Eukaryota; Evosea; Eumycetozoa; Dictyosteliales; Dictyosteliaceae
Exons: 3
Coding region: 1-978 (325 amino acids)
Source: RefSeq, a predicted model, not a curated record